Messenger RNA from Arachis stenosperma, 4953 nucleotides. RefSeq names its product disease resistance protein RPV1-like. Gene Ontology annotation, biological process: signal transduction; defense response. The record is from RefSeq and is a predicted model, not a curated record. Lineage: Eukaryota; Viridiplantae; Streptophyta; Magnoliopsida; Fabales; Fabaceae. The coding region runs from base 49 to 3555 and encodes 1168 amino acids. The transcript is spliced from 6 exons. Gene Ontology annotation, molecular function: protein binding; ADP binding.
CCAAGCCAACCAGCCAAGUCAAGUCAACCUCACAUUACCUCUCGCCCGAUGGAUUCCAGCAACCGCAUCGAAAGCAGCAGCGCCACCGCACCUCGGCGGAUCUGCAAAUGCGACGUGUUCAUCAGUUUCAGGGGUCCCGACACUCGCAACACUUUGGUUGAUCAUCUCUACAAUCACCUCAUCCGAAAAGGCAUCUUCACCUUCAAGGAUGACAAGACGCUGGAGCAAGGUCAACCCAUUUCAUCUCAGCUCCUGCAAGCAAUUAGGGAUUCAAGGAUUUCCAUUGUUGUCUUCUCACCAGAUUAUGCAGCCUCCACUUGGUGUUUAGAUGAAAUGGCUGCUAUUGUUGACUGCCAAAGAGAGUUCAAUCAAGCUGUCUUCCCGGUUUUCUAUGAUGUGGAUCCCUCUCAUGUGCGCAAACAGAACGGUGUGUACCAGGAAGCUUUUAUCUCCCAUUCACAGAAAUUCACACAAGACCCAGCAAAGGUCCAACGCUGGAAGAGUGCUAUGACCACUUUGGCCAAUUCUGUUGGCUGGGAUGUUACAAAUAAGCCAGAGUUUGGAGAGAUUGAAAAAAUUGUUCAGAAAAUAGUGAAAACAUUGAAUCAUAAAUUCUCUGGGUUUGUUGAUGACUUAAUUGGGAUGCAACCUCGUGUGGAAGGAUUGGAAAAGCUUCUCAAGUUAAGAUCAGAGGAUGAUGGCUUUCGAGUUUUAGGAUUAUGGGGGAUGGGCGGUAUAGGAAAGACAACUCAUGCUACUGCCUUAUAUGAUAGAAUCUCUUAUCAAUUUGAUGCUUCUUGUUUUGUUGAGAACGUGAGCAAAAUUUACAAUGAUGGUGGUGCUAUGGCCAUACAAAAACAAAUUCUUCGUCAAGCUCUGGACGAACAAAAUUUAGAUACAUACAGUCCUUCCGAGAUAUCUGGGAUUAUAACAAAUAGGCUACACAGUAUAAAGGUCCUGGUUGUGUUGGACAAUGUUGAUCACUCAAAGCAAUUAGAAGAAUUGGCUAUCAAACCUAAAUUACUUUGUGAAGGGAGUAGAAUAAUCAUAACCACCAGGGAUGAGCAUAUUUUCAAAGUGUAUGAAGACGAUGAAGUUCACAUUCACAAUGUUCCCCUGUUGAGUGAUAGAGAAGCCCGAGAGUUGUUUAGUAGAAAAGCCUUCAAGAGAGAGGAUUCAAGCAACAAUUUUGAGGAGCUGAUUCCUGAGGUACUUAAGUACGCUCAAAGGCAUCCACUAACAAUUAAAGUGGUGGGUUCUUUCUUGUGUUCCCGCAAUGCUGCCCAAUGGAGAGAUGCCUUGGAUAGAUUAAGGAAUAAUCAAGAAGACGAAAUUACAAACGUGCUUCGGAUAAGUUAUGACGGGCUAAAAUAUGAGGAGCAAGAAAUAUUUCUACACAUUGCUUGUUUUUUCAGAGGGGAGAGGGAGGACUAUGUAAAGCGAAUACUAGAUUCUCUUGGAUUAUAUCCUCAUAUUGGAAUUUCAGUUAUUGCGGAGAAAUCACUCAUAACCAUUAGAAACCAAGAAAUUCAUAUGCACGAAAUGCUGCAAGAGUUGGGAAAGAAAAUUGUUCGGGAGAAAUAUCCUCAAGAACCUGGAUCAUGGAGUAGGAUAUGGAGUUACAAGGAUUUCCAUCAUGUCUUGAUGUCAGAAACGGGAACAAAUGAGAUUAAAGCCAUAGUUGUUGAUAUAAAAGAGGAUAUCAGCGAUUGCAAUGAGAUGGUUGAAGGGUUGUCCAAAAUGAAGGAUCUCAAGCUGCUCAUUGUACAUCAAAAGAACUACCAUUCAGAAAGUAGACUCAAAUGUCUUUCUAGUUGUCUGAAGUAUCUUUCAUGGCAUGGUUACCCUUUUCCUUCUUUGCCAUCAGUGUUUCACCCUUCAGAAUGUCUCGUUGAAAUGAAUUUGUCUGGUAGCAGUAUCAAAAGCCUAUGGGAAGGCCGCAAGACAUUUUUUCGCCUGACAAUAUUAGAUUUGAGCAACUCGAAAAAGCUUAUAGAAACUCCAAAUUUUGAAUGGUGCACAAGUCUUAAGCGAUUAGAUCUUUCAGGAUGCACAAACCUACAACAUGUUCACCCUUCAAUUGACCUUCUUGCACGACUUGUCUACUUGAAUUUGCGGGAUUGUAGUAGUUUGGUUACCCUCUACUUUGGCAGUGAUGAAUGCAAGUUAAGUUCUCUCAUAGUUCUACAUCUUUCAGGCUGUACAAAAUUGGAAACUACGCAAGAUUUUUCAGGGCUCUUAAAUCUAGAAUAUCUUGAUCUUGAACAAUGUACAAGUUUGGCUAAGGUGCAUGAAUCUCUCUGGGCCCUUGGAAAACUUAGAUCUUUGAGUUUGAGGGGUUGUCUAGGGCUGAAGGAGGGACCCAAUGAUAUCAGUUGGAUGACAUCUCUUCAAACUCUAGAUUUUCAAGGGUGCUCAAACCUUUGGAAACUUCAGUUUAUUUUGAACAAAUAUGAAAGAUCCAAACUUCACCAAACUCUUGGCAGGUCCAUCAUUUCUCCUCGGAUUUCGAAAGCUUUGACAUUUUUAGAUCUUGGCUUUUGCAACCUAGGAAAAGUCCCUGAUGAUAUCGGAGUAUUAAAAGGGUUAGAAAGACUGAAUUUACAGGGUAACAAAUUCAAUAGUUUACCCAGUACCAUUGAGAGUCUUUCCAGCCUAGCAUAUUUGAACUUGGGGCAUUGCUUUAAUCUUUCUUCAUUGCCUACACUCCCAUUUGUCAAUAACUCAUCAGGAGGACAAUAUUUUAAAACAAUAUCUGGAUCAAGGAAUCAGGGUUCAGGACUAUAUAUGCUUUACUGUUCCAAAGUUGAUAAAUGGUGUCGUCAAAACUGGACAAUUAUCUGGCUAACAAGAUUAAUUAAGCAACCUUGUCAUUUCAGGUGUGGCUUUGACAUUGUUAUUCCUGGGAGUAGUAUUCCAUCGUGGUUCAAUCGUUCAUUUAUGGGUGGAUCAACAAUAAGGAUAGUGGACUCUAAUAAUAUGGAUGACAAUUGGAUAGGCUUUACCUUUUGUGUAGCAUUUUGUGUAACCGAUCCUUCAGCGAUUUUUGGUUCUUCUCAUGACCGGUUGUCCACAUCACUCCCGAAUCCAUUUUAUCUUUCUUUUGAAAGCGAACAGGCAGAAGAAACCUUCUGUAUGCCAUGCCGUUUAGACUUCAAAGGUCGGUCCCAACCUCCUAAGACCCGAAAACAUGUCUGGAUUAUCUAUAUUUCUCGGCCACACUGCCAUUUUGUGAAAACAGGAGCCAAUAUCACAUUUAAAGCCUGCCCAGGCAUUGAGAUGGGGAAAUGGGGACUGCACAUGGUAUUCAAGCAAGAUAUAGAAAUAAUUCAAAGAAAAUCACAACAUCAGCUGGAAACCUCCGUGUUUUUCUAUUCGUCUGAAAUCCUACUUCCAGAUCAUGGGUUGGUUAUUGAGGAAGUGCCUGAAAGCAACAACAGUAGCAUUGGGCCUAAAAUCCAGCUUCCUUACAAUUGGUAUGUAACUGAUGAGGAGGAAAAGGAGAGUCUGGAAGCCAAAAGCAAAGAAAUUAAUCUCGCAAAUAUUGGCCUUUAAGUGAGGCCAACCACACACACCACAGGACCAUCUUCCUUGAGCACAUAUGAAGGUUGAAGAAGCAAAACAAGGCGGGCAAAAUGGAAACUCUGUUGUUUUAUUGUUGAUUCGGUUGAGUUUUGUGAAAAAUAGAUUAAGUGAAAAAUAAUAGUUAAGACGAGAAAUUCGAGGUAAGUAAACUUGUGAGAAAAAACACUUCUAUUAAUAGCAAAUAAACAAUACGAUCUAAUGAUGAGAAAUAGAGGUGGAAAACAAGUGUUGAGACCUCCACUAAUGUCACAAGAGGAUGAAUGAGCUUUGUUUAAAGUGGUCAGGGAUUGGUUAAUGGUUGUUGAGUGUUUUGGUGGAACACCAGAACGCCAGUUUAUACUCGUGAAUGUGGUGAAUGAAAUUGUUCUUGCUGAGUUUGGCCGGUGUAUAGCUCGUCCGUCGAUGAAUGUCUUCAAGCUUCUCGUCGGGAUGAGUUAUACGUCGGCAAGGAGAGAACAAGGGGGUGGGUACCUGCAAAAGACACUCCGACGCUCAAGUCAGUAAGUGUUUAAGAGGUAUAUAAUAAUUCUAUGAAUAUAGAAUGUAAGACAUGAAAUGAAAGUUAUCAUGUGUUAUGUUGUGUUUAUAAUAAUUCUAUGAAUAUAGAAUGUAUUACAUGAUAUAGAACUUAUCAUGUUACUCCCUGAGAUUAGAUAUAGAAGAUUUCUUUUAUAGGCAUAGAAUUGAUGAAUAAAAUUGAUGUUAUGACCGUUUGGUCAUUAAGAUAGAAAUGAUGGUCAUUAAGUCGGUAAUGAAGGUGUCAGUUACAAGAAAAAGAAUGAAUGAUAGUUAACGCCGAGUUAUAACUCAUAAUGUAUAAUAAAGACUGAGUUAUAAGGUGACGGAUCACAGCCCCCAAGCUUUGUCCGCCGAUCAUAUGAUCCAGGCUAAGCUUAGAAAAUAAAAUGAGUUAUAACUCGGUUAAAAGAUGAGUGAAUAAUGAUAUGGUGAGCCCCCAAGCUUAGUCGGGUUAUUAUGUCGGUAUUUAUUCAAAAAAUAAUUGAGUGAUAAGAGUCGUUCAAUCAAGAUAGUUGUGUGGGGAUACUUUUCCGCUUAAGAACAAUUUUAGCAUUUGAUUGUAUAUGAACUGAAAAGUUCAGAGAUAGAUAUCCAUUGACGGAAUCGAUUGUAUGAUCCGAGGAUAUAAUGGUUAGUUGUCUUGGGAAUUUUUCCAGCCCACAACAACUUAUUGAUAAAUUUCUCGCUCAAAGCAAUUAGUUAUUGAAUAUUUACAAUUUAUAGUGAAGGUUUGACAUGAAUAAGAUAAAUUAAGAAAAUGAAUAGGUAUAAAGUCGCAACAUAUAUUGAAUAAUAUAUAUUGUAAAAGUAAAAUAGUUCAAAGUAAAAAAAAAAAAUAUACCUUGAAAG